Epinephelus lanceolatus (giant grouper) is the source of this 3928-nucleotide messenger RNA. RefSeq names its product sortilin-related VPS10 domain containing receptor 2 (gene sorcs2). The record is from RefSeq and is a predicted model, not a curated record. Gene Ontology annotation, molecular function: protein binding. Gene Ontology annotation, cellular component: membrane. NCBI's taxonomy places the organism in Eukaryota, Metazoa, Chordata, Actinopteri, Perciformes, Serranidae.
UUACAGUAUACACCUAUCUAUAUCCCACAAGCAUCAGCAGUCUCUCCAUCAGUCUCCACGAUACUGAGCGCUACUACGGCGCAAAAUAUGGCAUCUCAGCGCCCCGAAGAACCGUUCUCCGCCUCUGCACACAUCUGCGUCUUUCUGCUGACCACCUCGGCCUGGAUGGCAUUGCCGGGACCGGUGCGCUGUGGCAGCGGGGCUUUAAUAAACCGGAACGGCGGGGAGGACCGUACGUUUGACAUAGGCGGUGGAGACGGAGGCUCCCCGCCGGGCUUACCGAUGGUCAGUGACGAGGAAACCGUCAGCGCGGAGAGCUCACCCCGCUUUAGGAGAGCGCUGUCCCGGGAAAAGCAAAUGUCCCUGCAUAGCAGCUCGUUCGUGCUCAAAGGGGAUGCGACCCACAACCAGGCGAUGGUCCACUGGACAGGAGAGAACAGCAGCGUCAUCCUCAUCCUGACCAAGUACUACCAUGCUGACUCCACCAAGGUGCUGGAGAGCUCACUGUGGAGGUCUACUGACUAUGGCACCACCUACACCAAACUCAACCUGAUGCCAGGAACUACUAUUGUGGUGACCAGCUUCUAUAUCUGCCCAACCAACAAGAAAAAGGUGGUGCUGGUGGGUUCAUCCAUUAAUGAAAGGGAUCAGAUGCUGUUUAUCAGCACAGACGAAGGUUCCUCCUUCCAGCGUCAGUCCAUAUCCUUCACUCCAGACACACUCAUCUUUCACCCUAAGGAAGAGGACAAGCUCCUGGCCUACAGCAAGGAGGGCAGGCUCUUCACUUCCACAGACCUAGGCCGUAAGUGGACUUUGCUUCAGGAGCGGGUGACCAAGGACAAAGUCUUCUGGUCAGUAUCUGGUGUGGAUGUGGACCCUGAUCUGGUGCACAUGGAAAUGCAAGAUACAAGUGGAGGUUACCUGUAUGUUACCUGUCUCAUUCAAAACUGUUCAGACAAAAUGGUGACGGCUCAGUUUCUCGGCAAAAUCGACCACAACUCACUGCUGGUGCAGGACGACUACAUAUUUGUCAAGGUCACCACAGGGAAUCGCACAAAGCACUAUGUGUCCUAUCGACGCAACGAGUUUGUCCAGAUGAGGUUUCCCAAGUAUGCCUUGCCAAAGGAUGUUCAGAUAGUUAGUACGGACGAGAGCCAGGUCUUCCUCGCCAUCCAGGAGUGGUACCAGUCAGACACAUAUAACCUGUACCAGUCUGACCCCCAGGGCGUCUACUACUCCAUCGUCCUGGAAAAUGUUCGCAGCACCAAGCAGCCAGAGGAAAAUGUCCUCAUCGACAUACUUGAGGUGCGUGGAAUCAAAGGAGUCUUCCUGGCCAAUCAGAAGGUAGAUGGCAAAAUGACAACUCUCAUUACCUAUAACAAAGGACAACACUGGGAACCCUUGAUGCCACCCACCACAGACAUGAAUGGCAAGCCAAUAAGCUGCAAGGCACCGGACUGUCAUCUCCACCUCCACCUGCGCUGGGCGGACAACCCUUAUGUGUCUGGGACUGUCCAUACCAAAGACUCUGCUCCAGGUCUCAUUAUGGGUGCUGGUAACCUUGGCUCCAAACUAGUAGAGUAUAAGGAAGAGAUGUACAUCACCUCAGACUGUGGGAAGACGUGGAGACAGGUUUUCGAAGAAGAACAUCACAUCCUGUACCUGGACCACGGUGGGGUCAUUGUUGCCAUCAAAGAUACCUCUAUUCCACUCAAGAUACUUAAGUUUAGUAUUGAUGAAGGACGGACGUGGAACAUUCACAACUUCACCAGCACCUCUGUGUUUGUCGAUGGACUCCUGAGCGAGCCAGGAGAUGAGACCCUGGUUAUGACUGUGUUUGGUCACAUCAGCUACAGGUCAGACUGGGAGUUGGUCAAAGUGGACUUCAGGCAGUCUUUCCCCCGGCAGUGCACUGAGUCUGACUACGAGUCCUGGCAGCUUACAGGCCUGCAGGGAGAGAAGUGCAUAAUGGGCCAGGAGCGGAGUUUCAGGAAAAGGAAGGAAACAGCAUUCUGUAUCAAAGGAAAAACCUACACAUCAACUCUUACCACCAAACCCUGUCAGUGCACAGAGAAAGACUUCAACUGUGACUAUGGUUUUGAACGGUCCCACACGGAAGACAGUCGGUGCAUCGCUGACUUCUGGCACGAUCCAGAUUCACCACUGGAGGACUGCCAUCUAGGGCAAACCUAUGAGUCUAGCACUGGCUACAGGAAGAUGAUAUCUAACAUGUGUGAAGGGGGACUAACCAAGCACCAGAGCGCCAAACAACACAGCUGCCCCCUGCUGCCUCCUAAAGGAUUACAGGUGGGCAUCAAAGGGCAGAUGUUGGCUGUGGCGCCUGGUGAUGACAUCACAUUUGUUGUCCACCAGGAACAGGGUGACACCAGCAGUACCAAGUACCAGGUGGACCUUGGUGACGGCGUUCGGGCCAUCUACCAGAACCUGACAGUGACGGAUGAGCCCAUCCAGCAUCGCUACAAAAAUCCAGGCAUUUACAAGGUCACAGUGAAGGCCGAGAACAUGGCAGGGCACAACAAGGCCACCAUGUACAUCCAGGUCACAGCCCCUCUACAGGAAGUGCACUUGGAAGUGGUUCCAAUCACUGGGAGAAACUAUGAGGUCAAUCUAACAGCCAUAGUUCUUCCCACAGAGGCCAACUUGUCCGUCUUCUACUGGUGGAUAGGAGACAACCUGCAGCCUACGCUGACUCUGCAGAACAGCCUUCUGACUCGUUUCCCAGAGACAGGAGAGGUUUCAGUCACUGUCCAGGCUUCUAAUGGCCGAACUAUGGUGCAGGAUACCAGGACAGUUCAAGUCUACGAUAACUUUCAGGUUAUCCCUCUGAGUUUUAGCGCAAACCUGGACAGCUUCAACCCAAACAUCCCAGAGUGGAGACGGGACAUCGGCCAGGUUGUCACCAAAAUACUUGUUAAGAACACAGGUGUCCCUCUGGAAUCCCUUGUUACAGUGGUGAAGCCGGGACUCCCCACCAGAGCUGACCUGUACGUUCUCCCACUGGACAGCACAUCAGCCAAGAGGAGCAUGUUUAUAGAUAAGCGUAUUCCAGCCAUCAUACAAGCCUUCAACAGCAACAAUGUCAGCUUUGUGGUGCGAGGAGGUCUACAAGUGCUGGUGAUGCUAACUGACCCAAAUGCAGGUUACCAUGGAGCUGCUGGAGGUCUGGGUGUUUGGGCUCUAGCCGUCAUUUUCCUGAUCAGCAUCAUCACCACUGGCUCUUUCAUCCUCUACAAGUUCAAAAGGAAGCUCCCGGGCAACCGCAACGUUUACGCCCAGAUGCACAAUGAGAAGGAGCAGGAGAUGACCAGCCCUGUCAAUCACAGCGAGGACACCCAGCACAUCAUUCAGGGGGAGGAGUUCAUUGACGAUGACCUGGACUCUCAGACUCUAGGUAACCAUUCAGGUGUGGUCCUGAGCAUCAACUCCAGAGAACUACACAGUUACCUGACCAGCUGAUGGCUGCCAUGACAACGCUAACAAGCUAGCCUAGUCUAGCUGGCUAACGAGCACAGGGACUCCACUCGGCCUUCCUCCUCUUACCUCUCCUUUUCCUUCUCCUCUUCCUUGGACACUUCACCUCCACAUAGUCUCACCUCAACCCUUCACCUGCAGCCUGUGCAACGUUUUGUUUUUGGUGGUGGGUUGGGGAGGGGGGUGGGGCGCAAUGAGGUUUUGAUGGCAUCACACUAAGAACACUCGCUCAUCUUUGUUUUGAAUGAAAAAAAAGGAAAAAAACAUAUGUGUAUGUUGUCUCUCACUCGUAGAUACUCAAAACCAGCAAGCAUGACUCACUGCACUGGUUUCCAGACAGAGUUAAAUCUUCUACUACCAAGAGGCAGUAGUUACUGAAGGUAGUGAGUGGCCAAGGGCAAGUGUGUUAAGAUGAUUUCCAAGUAUUAAAAGGAUC